UAACGAGCUAUGUCUCUCACUCUGCCAAGGUUAAACCUAAAAAUGUCUGUUGCAUCUAAGCAGUUGUAGUAAGAUUAACUUUUUCAAUAGGUACAAUAAGACAGAUUUGACAGGGUUUUGCCGCAGAUUAAUAGUUUGUCAGUAGUUAGUAUAGGCCAACUGAAUAGAGCAUUCUCAUUGGCCUGUUAAAUUCAAGCUGAUUGUGUAUUGGUGGACUUGUCUUCUGCACACAGGUUUUUCAAAUCUGGGCAGUUGGAAUCAGUUGAUGACUUUAAAAUAAUCUUUUCUGACUGGAUAAUUAAAGCUCACAGCAUUUACCUGUCUGCAGUAGAUUUUCCCACAUUUUAACUAAUCUAAUCUCAUUUAAUGUCUCUGUUUUUAGUCUGUAUAGUUUAUCUCCCCACAAAUACACUCAAAGUAGUCUUAAAAUAAAACCCACAAAACAGUUCAAGGUUAAAUACUUUUUAUUUGCUCGUUUAAUGCCAGUUGCCCUCUUUCUCUGUAUGUCACUUAUUCGCUUAUUCUCAGGCAAAAAGUACCAAUUUGUAUGGUGAUGAGUCUUGUGUAUUUUUUUUCUCUGUCUCUCUAUGACAGAGAAAUGUAUAUGCUCAAUCUUGCUGUUCAAACUGAUGCUCAAAUUUCCAAGCACCACCUGAACGCCUCAUCGGUCUUUAACCAAUCACUGCACCAACUGUCGUCAUUCCGCUUGCUCUCUGCUGUGGAACUUGACUCACAUCUGUGCUUUGCCUGUGUGCAGAAGAAGAACAAGGACCAGAUCUCCAGUCUUCUCUCUCACAUCCCAACCCCCCAACCCCUCUAUCCUCUGUCCUGCUCCACCUGUUGUCUCUGCCUUCUUUCCAUCUGUAUUUCACCCUGUGGUUUGUGAGAAAUUUUGCCAAACCAAGAAUCUUAUUGCGGUUUGAUUUCAAAGCCGCGUCUCUAAUUUUAGAGUUCGAAGGAACUCUAAUUCACGGUUUAAUUGGGAUUUCCCAGCCGUGUCUUUCCUGCUCUGUCUGUUCUCUCUGCUAAAUUUUCUCUCUACCUGUUUUUCACUCCUGGCUUGCUGCUGAAUAAUGGCAAGCCAAUAAAGCAAUAAAGAGUGCAUAUUUUGCCUCAACCUGAGAACAAACUGAACAAACAAAGAAAACUAUAAUUCACGGUUUGAUUGUGAUUUCCAAGCCGUGUCUCUCCUGCUCUGCCUGUUCUCUCUUCUAAAUUUUCUCUCUACCUGUUUUUCACUCUUGGCUUGCUGCUGAAAAAUGCCAAGCCAUUAAAGCAAUAAAGAGUGCAUAUAUUGCCUCUACCUGAGAACAAACUGAACAAACAAAGAAAACUCUAAUUCACGGUUUGAUUGUGAUUUCCCAGCCGUGUCUCUUCUGCUCUGCCUGUUCUCUCUUCUAGAUUUUCUCUCUACCUGUUUUUCACUUUGCGCUUGCUGCUAAGUUGUGCCAAGCCAAUAAAGAGAGCGCAUAAUAUUCUCUCGACUGAAGAACAAACUGUCAAACAAACACAACUGUUUCUGAGAAAUAAAAACUGAAAUAUAAAGACAAAGACAACAUCCCUGCUGUGUACCACUCUUAUUUUAUAAACAUAUUUUCUAAAGACUAACAGAAACACUUAAAGGUGUGUAAAAAUGCCAAAAAAGCAGAAAAAGUCACAAGCUGCAAAACAACGCUGGAAGAAGUUCCAUGAGUUUCACAGUGUACCAACAUGUGAACAAGCUGAGUGUGAUUUUCCUCAGUGCUCUACAGAAGACAGUGUGUCUGCAAAGACCAAUGCUGACAGUGUUAAACAGGCAGGUCAACAUGUUCCUGCAAGUGUACAACAGGUAUCCUAUGCUGAUGCUGUAAAGAGUGGACUGCAGCAUGAAUUUAAUGAACAACAUGAGGUGUCAAGUGCCCCACAGGUGGGUUAUGCUGAUUUUGUGAAAAGAGGCCGUCACAGUGAUGUGGCAGGACCAUCUCAUGCAGAAAGAGUGAAGCUUGAAAACCAGCCCUCUGUUACACAUGUCUGUGCAUCUCACAGCCAGGCUCAUCCUAAAUAUGGAGACUCCAGAAACAAGCAGUGCACAUGUAACUCACUCACAUUUCUUGCAUUCCUUCAUGAGAAUGAAAACAUGACUACAGCUGACCUUAAUCUGGUCUUGGAUAAAGGUGAUAUGAUGUACAAAGAGGCCAAGAAAAGAUUUCCUAAAAAUAUUCAUUUGGCAACCGAUGAGCUGCCAGACAAAGUUGAUGCUCGCAGGUCUAUGUAUCAUGUCGACAUGACACAGCCUUCCCGGUAUGGGACAUUUGAAGAACCUCCAGAGGAAGCAGUAGAUACCUUUCUCAGCUUAGAAGCAGGACUGAGCUGCCUGUUGUCAGAUGUGCAGUAUGCCUUACUGAUUAUGAGUGGAUUGUGUAUCGCAGUGUUCAGAUCCACAUCAGGCAAAUAUGGUUUCUUUGAUCCACACUCCAGAACACCCAGUGGUCUUCCUCUACCACUACUGUCACGUAAUCGUGGUACAGCUGUGAUGCUGAAAUUCACACUCCUCAGUGACAUGAUUAAGAGGCUACAAGAUUCUUAUCAAAUGAUGGAGAUAUCACCCUCUUGUAACUAUGAGCUGAAGCCUGUGCAGUUCUACAGUAUGAGCACAGUCACCUGAGUGAUACUAUCACAGACACAGUCUGCAGACCAACAGCUGCCACUGCUGUGGCACCUACUCACUCUGAUAAAACUGUUGAUGAAGCAAACUCCUCUACUCCAAGGAGAAACACAACCACUGAUCUGACUGAGAACAUCUUUUGUCAGAUGUCCAUUUGUAUGCCACCGGUGAAACAAAAAGAAGACCACAUGACUCAGUUCACAUCAUAUGAAGAUCAGAAUCAACCUAAUAUACCAACUGAAGAACUAUGCAGUGAAUUAAAUUUCUUUCCAUCGAAUGAUGCUUUUUCAUGUCAAUCAAAUGCUGCAAUAAAAAAUGUUGCUGCCUGUGAUCUUUCUGAUAUAGUUUUACAAAAACUGAAAAAAGUUAAUAAACAACAAAGGCACAAAAUGAAAAGAAGAUUAAUGGCAUCAGAGAAACCCAGAAAUCAGAGAAAAGAAAACCAAAAAAGGAAAGAACGACAAAAGUAUGCUUCAAAUAAAGAUUACAAAGAAAAGAAAAAAUCUUGCACAAGCGAGGCAUACAAAAACAAUCCUGAAGUUAGACAGAAAAAACAAUAUAUGAAAAGACGUUAUUGUGAGAAUGAUGAAUUCAGACAGAAACAACAGCGAUAUAUUAGAAGACGUUACUGUGAAAAUGAUGAAUUCAGAAAGAAACAAAAACAAUAUGUUAAAACACGUUUUUCUGAGAAUGCUACAGUUAGAAAGAAACAACAACAAUAUAUUAAAAGACGCUAUUGUGACGAUGCUGAAUUUAGAAAAAAACAAAAAAACUACAUCACUAAAAGGUAUCAAGAAAGCCCAGAAUUCAGAGAGAGACAGAGAUCUCGAGUUACUCGGCGGUAUGCAAAUGACAACACCUUCAGAGUAAGACACAGACAACUAAUGAAACAACUAAUGCGAGACAGGUGUCAAAGUAAUCUUGCAUUCAGGAUUAUGCACAACAUGAGAUGUGCAAUGAAAAUAAAAAGGAAAUACAGAUGGGUGAACAGACAAACCCAAGAGAGUGACAACAGUGUGAUCAACGAGGCCAUAUCUGUGUUCAAAUCACAAAUCAAAGUUGGACCAUCAUACCCAUGUACUGUAUGUUUCAAGGCUUCAUUUCCAAACCAAGUGCGACCCUGCACAAGGUCAAAUUAUGUCAAAAACCCACAAGUGGUUGCAACAUGUUUGACAGGAAAGUAUGUUCAUGUUUGUGAUGAAAACUGCAGAAAUGAGCAGUGCAAAGUGCCUGAUGAGAGAAAGAGAGAGUGGAUUUGUCACACCUGCCACACUCAUCUUAAAAAUGGAUCCAUGCCAGCACUUGCUGUUGCCAAUAAACUGGAGCUUGCUGAUAUUCCACCUGAACUGUCUGAUCUCAACAUACUGGAGAGACAUCUCAUAGCCAAGUGCAUACCAUUUGCCAAGAUCAUUCCUCUUCCCAAAGGCAGACAGAGAGCAAUUAGAGGAAAUGUGGUCUGUGUCCCAUCAGAGGUACAGGAAACUGUUGAAGCACUACCUCGAUUGAGAAUUAAUUCUCAGGUGAUGAGAGUAAAAUUGAAGAGACGCUUGUCUUACAAAGGUCAUCAGCUGUUUCAGACUGUAAGCUGGUCUAAACUUGUGCAAGCACUGCAUAAACUCAAGCAGAUUCAUCCACAGUAUAAGGAUGUGAGCAUCAGAGAUGAUGCUGAGCUGUGUGAUCCAACACUUCCUGAUGAAGAUGAUGAGGAUGAUGAUGAUGAAAACAUGAAUGAGGACGAUUAUGAUGAGGCUGAUUUAAUGGAAAUUGACAGCUGUGAGAAAAAUGCACUAUGUGAAGCACAAAAUAAAAAUGAACAGAAUAUUGACAUGUUACCUUGUGAUGGUGAACAACCACAUGAGCAGAUGAGAGAUGAUUCAGACCAAGCAGAUGGACUGACUAAUGGUGGUUUUGCACUGGAGUCCUGUUUGCAGCCCCCUGAUGUGGCUGAGGAGAUAUUAUGUUUCAGUGAAGGAAUCUACUCUGUUGCUCCUGCAGAGAGAAACAAUCCAAUAAGUUUUUUCAGAACACCUAAACUGGAGGCCAUGGCCUUCCCUGUGCAGUUUCCUACAGGUCAAAACACACUGGAUGAAAGAAGGCUGAUCAAAGUAUCCCCCAGUGGGUAUUUCAAAUCAAGACUUUUCUGCACUGAUGAUCGUUUUGCCAAAGACACAAACUAUUUGUUCUUUGCACAGUUUGUGACUGAAAUACAUUUGGCUACUUCCAGCAUGACAAUACAGUUAAGAAAGGCAAAGCCUUUGACCAGAGAUGGGAGAAAAAUAACCUCGGGCAUGUUACAAGAUAAACAUGAGGUGGAGAAGCUGGUGCGAAAUAAAGAUGCAGUGAGAUUCAUGCAGCCUCUGAGAGGAACCCCAGCCUAUUGGGAGAAAACAACAAGAGAUCUUUUUGCCAUGAUCAGACAGUUGGGAACUCCCACGUUCUUUUGCACAUUUUCAGCUGCUGAAAUGCGCUGGCCUGAAGUGAUUGAGGCAAUAACAAGGCAGCAAGGUGAACAAGUGAAUUUUGAAGGGCUUGACUGGUCAGCAAAGUGUGACAUCCUGAGAAGCAAUCCUGUCACAACAAUGCGCAUGUUUGACAAGAGAGUUGAAGCAUUAUUCAGAGAUUUACUCUUAUCUCCUGCAGAGCCACUUGGCAAAGUUAUUGACUACUUUUACAGAGUCGAGUUUCAGCACAGAGGAAGCCCACACAUACACUGCCUCCUGUGGGUAGAAGGUGCUCCUGUGUUUGAGGAGGAUGAUGAUCAAACUGUUGUUGAUUUUAUAAACAAAUACAUCACAGCUCAGCUGCCUGAUCCACAUAAACAACCUGAACUGUACAAGAAAGUAACAGAAGUGCAAAAACACAGUAAGAACCACACAAAGACGUGCUUUAGGAGUUUAAGCUCCGGGUGCCGUUUUGGUUUUCCCAAACCACCCUGCAAUGAGACAAUGAUCACAAGACCCAGUGAGGAUGAUGAACUGGAGGUAGAAACAGCAAAGAACAAGCUCAGACCACUGAACCAGCUACUGAAUGAACCUGAAACUGCUUCCAUGAGUUUAGAGCAGCUCUUGGCAAGAUGCAAGCUGACGCAAGCAGAAUAUGAGAGAUACCUGAAUAAAAUGACCACAAGGAGUACGAUCAUACUAAAGCGUGAUCCAAAAGACUCUUGGAUAAACGGCUAUAAUCCACAUCUGCUUGAAGCCUGGAACAGUAAUAUCGACAUAAGCUUUGUUCUAGAUGCUUUCGGCGCAGCAAAUUAUUUAAUGAAAUAUAUAUCAAAAAAAGAGGGCGGGCUGUCUGAGUACCUGAAAACUGUCAUUGAGAACUCCCAUAAGGACAGUGUAAAUGAGUGCGAUGAAAUGAGAGCCGUCAUGCAGGCAUAUUCAAAGAAGCGAGAGAUCAGUGCACAGGAGUGUGUUGCUCGUGCAUGUGGUCUUCACAUGAAGCAAUGUUCACGUGCUGUAAUAUUCAUACCAA
This is a messenger RNA of Oreochromis niloticus (Nile tilapia), 6118 nucleotides long. RefSeq lists its product as uncharacterized. Lineage: Eukaryota; Metazoa; Chordata; Actinopteri; Cichliformes; Cichlidae. The coding region runs from base 1634 to 2644 and encodes 336 amino acids. The record is from RefSeq and is a predicted model, not a curated record. The transcript has 3 exons.